Messenger RNA from Scomber scombrus (Atlantic mackerel), 1353 nucleotides. Its product is annotated as protein phosphatase 3 catalytic subunit alpha-like. Gene Ontology annotation, cellular component: cytosol; calcineurin complex; cytoplasm. Gene Ontology annotation, molecular function: calmodulin-dependent protein phosphatase activity; calmodulin binding. The record is from RefSeq and is a predicted model, not a curated record. Gene Ontology annotation, biological process: calcineurin-NFAT signaling cascade. Lineage: Eukaryota; Metazoa; Chordata; Actinopteri; Scombriformes; Scombridae.
CGCCAGGAGCGCACUAUGUUGGACAUUGAGGCGCCAGUCACGGUGUGUGGAGAUAUCCACGGCCAAUUCUUCGACCUGAUGAAGUUGUUUGAAGUGGGAGGUUCUCCUGCCAACACACGCUACCUCUUCCUAGGGGACUAUGUGGACAGGGGCUACUUCAGUAUUGAGUGUGUGUUAUACUUGUGGUCACUGAAAAUCCUCUACCCAAAGACACUCUUUCUUCUACGGGGAAACCAUGAAUGUAGACAUCUGACAGAAUAUUUCACCUUCAAACAAGAAUGUAAGAUCAAGUACUCGGAGCAGGUGUACGACUCCUGCAUGGAGGCGUUUGAUUGCUUGCCCCUGGCAGCCCUGAUGAACCAGCAGUUCCUGUGUGUGCACGGGGGACUUUCACCAGAGAUUCACACGCUGGACGACAUCAAGAAGUUGGACCGGUUCAAGGAGCCCCCAGCGUUUGGGCCCAUGUGCGACCUGUUGUGGGCAGACCCCCUGGAAGACUUUGGCAAUGAGAAGACCCAGGAGUACUUUGGCCACAACACAGUCAGAGGCUGCUCCUAUUUCUACAGUUACCCGGCAGUGUGUGAGUUCUUACAGACCAACAACCUGCUGUCAAUCAUCAGAGCGCAUGAAGCACAGGAUGCUGGUUAUCGUAUGUACAGGAAGAGUCAGACUACAGGUUUCCCCUCCCUCAUCACCAUUUUCUCUGCUCCAAACUAUCUGGAUGUCUAUAACAACAAAGCGGCGGUGCUGAAAUAUGAGAACAACGUGAUGAACAUCCGUCAGUUUAACUGUUCUCCUCAUCCAUACUGGCUGCCCAACUUCAUGGACGUCUUCACCUGGUCGCUGCCUUUCGUGGGAGAAAAGGUGACUGAAAUGCUAGUCAACGUCCUGAGUAUCUGCUCUGACGACGAACUCAUGAACGAUGGCGAGGAGAUCUUCGAUGCCAGCGCAGCAGCAGCCAGGAAAGAGGUGAUCAAGAACAAGAUCCGAGCCAUCGGGAAGAUGGCCAAAAUGUUCUCAGUUCUACGGGAGGAGAGUGAGAACGUGUUGACCCUGAAGGGGCUGACCCCGACAGGCAUGCUGCCGAGCGGAGUGUUGUCUGGGGGCAAACAGACCCUGCAGAGCGCUACCAUUGAGGCCAUAGAAGCCAUCGAGACAGUUAAGGAUGAUGAAGCCAUCCGAGGCUUCUCCCCGCAGCAUCGGAUCAGCAGCUUCGAGGAGGCCAAAGGUCUGGACCGCAUCAACGAGCGGAUGCCGCCGCGGCGCGACGGCGUCAACAGCGUGGGCCUGUCGAUGGGCCGCAUGAACAUGGGAGAGCCCAAUGGGACCGACAGCAACAGCAAUAUACAGUGA